This is a messenger RNA of Andrographis paniculata, 3660 nucleotides long. Its product is annotated as protein STICHEL-like 3. Gene Ontology annotation, biological process: DNA-templated DNA replication; DNA repair. Bases 252 to 3443 code for a protein of 1063 amino acids. Gene Ontology annotation, cellular component: nucleus; DNA replication factor C complex; DNA polymerase III complex. The record is from RefSeq and is a predicted model, not a curated record. Gene Ontology annotation, molecular function: ATP binding; ATP hydrolysis activity; DNA-directed DNA polymerase activity. The transcript has 7 exons. Lineage: Eukaryota; Viridiplantae; Streptophyta; Magnoliopsida; Lamiales; Acanthaceae.
AGAUCUGGGAGACGUCAGGAGGAGAGGAUGGACAUUUGAUGCUGCUGAUGGCAAUGGGUGGGGAAAGUGUUUCUGAGUAGUUGGACAGUCUCUCCAAGAUUUCAGGAUUUGCUGUUGGUUCAUCACUGAAAUGUGGUCUUUUUUAGUUGUGAAAAACAUUUGUUUUGAUACAUGCUUAGUGUAGAGUUUUGGCAUAUUAAUUUAGGGGAUCUUCAAGAAUCUUUCUGGGUGGAUCGAUUAAUGUUGUGAUCAUGACCAGGGCAGUUGGAGAUCGAAUGCUUAAGGAUACAGAUGGUAGUAUUAGUGAUCAUCUGCGGAAUCACAUUCAUUUGACAAAUUGUAUUCAUUUGAAGAACCAUAUGCAUAAGCAAAGUCCUAUCUUGGCCAAUAGGGCCUUUAUGAGGGAUCUUGCUGUUCUUCAGAGAUCAAGAUCUCUAAGGGAUCCUUCUGCAAGUCCUCCCUCUCGGAAUUCUCCUUCUGUCGUCGAUAUUCUUCUCAAAAGAGGCCAAAGGGAUGACUUGAUUAGUGGAAGACUACCCAUUGGCCUAGAGCAUUCAAACGAGCGUGGAAGGAUGUCCGAAGACAUGAUUCAUGAAUGCAAACGAGUGAAUAGAGAAGGAAUGAGUGGAAAGUCUCCUGGCUAUCCACAGGAUGGACAUGUCUUGGGUCAGAAUACUGUUUCUGGAAACACUGAAUCCGGAGAUAAACAUGUGGAGUUCAAAGGAGGCCAUAGACAAGAUAGGCGCCUAAUGACCCUCUCUGAUCGGUUAAAAGACGUCAUAACUGAAAGUGAUGAUGCAGUUCCUUCCCAUAACCAGGGGAAUGGAAGGCACAAAGCAGGAGCAAGUACUCACCAUGGGAAUGGUGUUAGUCGGUCUAAAAGGUACAGAUAUCGAGGUGUGAGAAGAAGAAGGCCUUCUGGAGCACCCCAGCAAUCUGUGGCACCAAAUGAAAUGUCGGUAGCGUCUAAUUCAUUGGCACAAGACGGAGCAUCUCAGAAGUAUCACUUGGAGGAGGGAUUCCAAGAACAAACUGAUCAGAACGUUAAAGGUGUUCCACAAAAUGGCUGUGGCAUUCCUUGGAACUGGUCGCGGAUUCAUGACAGGGGGAAGUCAUUUAUUGACCUGGCUGGCCGUAGCCUUUCUUGUGGUUUAUCUGAAUCAAAGCUUAAGAAAGGUCGUUCUGCAUCUCAUGGUAUGGCUAUCCCUGAUAUGGCUCUUACUUCAGAACUCUCGAGUUCGUCCACAAAGUCUGAAAGGGAAGCUUUGCCACUACUUCUUGAUGCUUCUGGUUCUCGGGGGAGCAUUGCUCGUUUGGCUUGGGGUCAUGAUUAUUCAGGAGAAUUAGGUAUAUUUUCUGAAAAUUUGCUAAAGCAGGAAACUGAGUAUGAUCUCCCAUCAGAAGGUAGAUCUGAUGAGCAACACAAAUUACAGAAACAUCACAAUGGGAGGCAUAAAAAUCUCACUCAGAAAUACAUGCCGAGAACAUUCAGAGAUUUGGUAGGUCAGAACUUGGUGGUACAAGCACUCUCCAAUGCCAUUGCAAAAAGGAAGAUUGGAUCACUGUAUUUGUUUUUUGGACCUCAUGGAACUGGUAAGACUUCAUGUGCACGUAUAUUUGCCAGAGCGUUAAACUGCCAAUCUCAAGAGAAUCCGAAGCCUUGCGGAGCUUGCAACUCUUGUAUUGCACAAAUCGCAGGGAAGACAAAAAAUGUGAAGGAAAUAGGCCCUGUUGGUAAUAAUGACUUUGAAAGUAUACUGAAACGUUUUAGCAAGGCAGUCACUUCCCAGCGUCGAUCUCAAUACAAGAUCUUGAUAUUUGAUGCAUGUGAUACCUUGUCUUCCGAGCAUUGGAAAGCCAUGUUGAAGGUCUUUGAUCAAGCCCCAAGGCGUGUUGUAUUUAUCCUCAUUUGUUCAACUCUUGAAGCUUUGCCUCAUCUGAUAAUAUCAAGGUGCCAGAAAUUCUUCUUCCCUAAGUUAAAGGAUGCAGACAUAAUAUACACAUUGCAGUGGAUAGCAACCAAAGAAGAUUUAGAAAUUGAUAAAGAUGCCCUGAAGCUUAUUACAUCAAGAUCGGAUGGCUCUCUGAGGGAUGCGGAGAUGACACUCGAGCAAUUAAGUUUACUAGGGAAGAGAAUCUCCCUUGACCUGGUACAGGAACUGGCUGGGCUCAUUUCAGAUGAAAAGUUAAUAGAUUUGCUCGACUUAGCAUUUUCUGCUGACACAGCCAACACAGUGAAGAAUCUGAGAGAUAUCAUGGAAUCUGGUAUUGAUCCAUUAGCAUUAAUGUCUCAGCUUGCUGCAGUCAUAACUGAUAUUCUUGCCGGAAUUCAUGAUUUCAUUAAAGACUGUCCUAGAAGGAAGUUUUUCCGGAAACAAGAAUUAUCCAAAGAAGACAUGGAAAAAUUACGUCAGGCAUUGAAGACAUUAUCUGAAGCAGAAAAGCAGCUGAGGGGGUCAAACGACAGGAUAACUUGGCUAACGGCUGCAGUACUGCAACUGGCUCCUGAUCAACAAUACUUACUCGCACCAAGCUCAUCGGAAGAUACAAAUUUCAAUCAAAGACCUUUAGUCUUGAAUAAUGCUUUAAUAGAAAGGCCAAGAAAAAGCAAUUCUGAGCGAUCUAUGUUUCCAGCAGGAAGUUCAGGAAGCGGUCAUUAUAAUGGUAUUUUGAAGGGUACUGAUGUGGUUAGGAGCACAGGUAAUGGAGGUGGGACGGUUUCUCAACAAUUCUACCUUCCUUCAAAUGAUAGAGAUCCAAUAAGUAAGGUUCACUUCCGAGGACAAGAAAUCGAGGGCAUUUGGUUGGAAGUGCUUGAAAAGAUCCCACAUACUAGUGUUAAAGAGUUCCUAGCUACCGAAGGAAAGCUGAUCUCAAUCAACUAUGAUACAGAUCCAACUGUGCAAUUGCUGUUCAACUCUGAGCUAGCAAAGUCGGAAGCAGAAAGAUUUAAAACGUACAUCUCACAAGCAUUUGAGUUGGUUCUUCGAUCCCCAGUGCACAUUGAGAUCCGAUGCAACUCAAGAAAUAGGGGGGAAAUUGUUGAAAUUUCUGAGAAGACAGAAAGGGACAGACGAAAUAUUGGAAAUUUAAUUGGAGUAACAUCAACUACUCUUCCAAAUGUGUCUAAUCUGAACUAUGAAAGGAAUCAAAGUCUUAGCCUUGUCCGAAGCAGGUUGCCUCUUGCUCGGAUAAUUCAGCAACAGGAGGAAAGUUCAGAACAUAGUGGAUGGUCCAAAAACAAAGCAGUUUCAAUUGCUGAAAAGCUCGAACAAGAGAAUUUGAGACUUGAACCGAGAUCAAGAAGUUUGCUCCGUUUGACACCUUCAAAAGGAACUCGACGAAAGCUUUCGCGAUUGAAAAUACGAACAAAGAAGCCGCGGGCUCUGCUGAAAUUAGUCUCCUGUGGUGGAAGGUGCCUCUCCCGCAGGUCACCAAGGUAGACGCCAACUACCGGUAACUGUCUUAAAGGGAUCUGUUAGUUAGUUCGUCUCAUGUACCUUCUGUUUAGGCCUUCCAUUUAUACAGAUCCUACAUUUAUUUGUAGAACUUUAGAAUAGUUCAAAUCCUCUAUUUACAGCCUCCAUUGAUGAAUUCUUGAAACGACGUUUCUCAAUUCUAAUAAAUUCCCUAUUUUAGUAGCUGAAUUUGAAUGCACUC